Molecule: messenger RNA, 5280 nt
Organism: Carlito syrichta (Philippine tarsier)
Lineage: Eukaryota; Metazoa; Chordata; Mammalia; Primates; Tarsiidae
Product: hemicentin-2-like
Source: RefSeq, a predicted model, not a curated record
AUGCACAAGGGGGAGCCCCAGGAGCUGGAUAAAUGCUCCCAGAGCUUCCCUCUGGCUCUCUGCUCCCUGGCUGGUGGCAUGCUCAUACCUUUCUCUGUCCUGGUGGCCGUGGGGACAGUCCCGCCACGAAUCGCAGGCCCAAACGCAGAGCAGGUCACGGCCAUCCUCAACAGCAGCAUCUCCCUCCCCUGUGACAUCCACGCCCACCCAAGCCCGGAGGCCACAUGGUAUAAUGACAGCGAGGCCCUCUCCCUGGGCGAAGAGGCACCCACACGCUGCAGCUGGCACGAGUGCAGGCAUAGGACUCUGGGACUUCACCCCACCUUCAGGCAGGCUCCCUGCGGACCCCAGACUGCUGUCGUGGUGCGGGCCGGGGACAAGGCCAUCCUGAGCUGGGAGACAGAUGCGCUCUCCGAGCUGGCCGCUCUGCAGGGGGGCCAGAGUCUGGAGAUCCAGGAAGCCCAGGUGUCGGAUAAAGGUUUAUGUGGCUGUAAAGUGAGAAACGAGGCAGGGGAGGCCAUGAAGACCUUCAUCCUCAUUGUCCAAGUGCCCCCAACGUUUGAGAGCCCCAAGAUGGAGAUAGUGAGCCAGGUGGCCAAGAGCCCCCUGGUCCUGACCUGCGAUGUGUCUGGAGUCUCUGUGCCCACGGUCACUUGGCUAAAGGACAGGAUGCCCAUGGAUGACAGUGAGGCCCUUGGCAUGGUCUCCCGGGGCGGGGGGCGCCUCCAGCCAACCCAGGCAGGCAUCUACACGUGUGUGGCUGAGAACGCCCAGGCUGAGGCUGGUAAGGACCUCGCAGCCCCCGCCGCAGCGGCCCCCCGGAUCCAGAGCUCAGGUGCGCCCCAGGAGCGCCAUGUCUUGGAAGGGCAGCAGGUGAGGCUGGAACGUGAGGCCCACAGGCAGCCACCACCGGAGGUGGCCUGGCUGAAGGACAGCCGCCCACUGGCUCGGAGCUUGGGGCCCCACCUGCGCUUCUACCAGGACAGCGGCUCUCUGGUGCCGAAGGGCCUGUGGGCCUCGGACUCGGGCGCCUGCACCUGUGUGGCCCACAACCCGCCAGGGGGUUGCCAGGCUGCACGCUGCAUGUGCCCGGUGAUUCCUCCCACCAGCGAGGGCACAGACGACUCAGGGACCCUAGUGAGCAGGCGCGAGCCCGCGACCCUGGCGUGCCCCGUGCAGGGCUCCCCACACGUGCCCAUGAGCUGGCCCAAGGACGGUCUGCCGCCGCUGUCCCAGCACACCCACCUCCAUGGCUGUGGGUACAACCUCAGAAUUUCCCAGGUGCAGCCAGUCGAUGCCGGGGUCUUCACCUGUGUGGCUGCGAGCUCCGCUGGUGUGGCAGACAGGAACUUCACUCUGCAGUGCCACCCAUCCUGGAGCCAGUGGAGUUCCAAAAUGACGUGGUGGCAGUCCGCAGCUUGCCAGUGGCCCUCCCAUGCGAGGCCUGGGGCAUCCCCCAGCCCCUUGUGUCGAAUGAAGAACGGGGAGCCCCUGUUGUCUCAGGGCCUCAAGCAACGUCCCAGCCUGCAGCUGGAGACAGUGGGAGCCAGGGACGUGGGAACCUACUCCCGCCUGGCUGCGAGCGAAGCGGGGGAGGCCAGGAGGCAUUUCCAGCUGACCAUCAUGGAGUCCCCCCACACCGAGGCCACGGGCCAGUCUGCGGAGCUGUUGCCCACCCCCGGAACCCUCAUGGAGCUCCUCUGUGAUGCCCGGGGCACCCCCCAGCCCAGCGUCACCUGGCAUAAGGACCGGUAGGCCCUGAGCAGGGCAGAGGACAGCAGCAGAGCCAGGCGGGUGCUCCUGGUGGAGGACAUUCAGGUGCUGGUGCCCGGCCCAGGGGUGCGAGUGUGGGCUCUGCUGGCGGACGCCCACACCCAGUUCCCCAAGCAGGGCAGGUUCCUCCAGCUCCAGGCCCUAAGCGCGGUGGACAGUGGCGACUACAGCUGCACAGCCCGCAACGCUGCAGGCAGCACCAGCGAGGCCUUCCGCGUGGACAUCCACAGCGAGUGUGGCCCGCCCGCGGUGAACGCAUCAGCCAACCAGACGGCCCUGCGGCCCUGUCAGGUCAAUGGCACACUCCCGCCCUUCGUGAGCUGGUGGAAGGACAGAGCCCCCUGGGAUCCCGGGAGCCCCAGGUUGGAAGCUCUGCCCAAGGGUUCCCUGAGGAUCCAGCCAGUCCUGGCCCAGGACGCCGGCCACUACCUCUGCCUGGCGUCCAACUCCACCAGCUCUGAUCAGCAAGGCUGUGACUUCCACACUCUGGCCUCGCUGUCCUGUGAGGCCAGCGGCUCCCCCAAACCUCUGGCAGUCUGGUGGAAGGAUGCACAGAAACUGGACUUCCGCCUGCAGCAGGGCGCCUACUGGAGGGCCCCUCAAGCCUCGUCCUGGCUUUUAGUGGCCCCCACCAUCGCCAACUACCAGACCGACUUCACGGUAACCAGGAUGUCCCGGGUUCAACAGACGGCUGUGCUCACAUGCCACAGCACAGGCGUGCCGGCCCCGGGUGCCCAGCUGGGGCCGCAGGGAAGUGGCUGCCAAGGCUCACCUUCCGGCGCCCUGGAGAUCGGGCACACCCUGCCUAUCCACAUUGGCGGCUACACCUGCACAGCCCUCAUCGGCGUGGCCCACAAGCACGUGGUCCUCACUGUGCAAGCCUCCCCCGUGGUGAAGCCCCUGCCCAGUGUGGUUUGGGCGGGGGUGGAGGAGGAGGUACUGCUGCCCUGUGAGGCCUCGGGCAUCCCGCCGGCCAUCACCUGGCAGAGCGAAGGGCUCAGCGUCCCUGCACGUGCCCGGGUCCUACCCAGUGGGGAGCUGCACAUCGCCCACGCCCGCCCCAAGGAUGCUGGGAACCAUUUCUGCAUCGCCCAGAACAGCGCAGGCAGCGCCAUGGGGAAAACGCGGCUGGUGUCCCGAGUGGGCCUCUCUUUGCCUGCAGCCCCGCCUGUGAUCGAGGCCAGCCUCCCUGACCUGGCCUCCACCGAAGGCUCCCUUGCCCUCCUGCCCUGCACGGCCAGGGGCAGUCCCGACCCGCACAUCACCUGGGACAAGGACGGCCAGCCCCUGUCUGGGGCCGAGAGGAAGUUCAACAUCCAGUCUUCAGGGGACCUGCUGGUGAAGAACUUGGAGGGCCGGGAUGCCGGCACCUAUGCCUGCAUGGUGGAGAAUGCCGUGAGCUGGGCCCACCGCCGUGUGCACCUCACCGUCCUGGCGCUGCCUGUGUUCACCGCCCUGCCUGGGGACCGCGGCCUGCGCCUUGGGGACCCACUGUGGCUUCGCUGCGCAGCCCGGGGCAGCCCCACCCCUCGCCUCCGCUGGACCAUCAAUGACCGGUCAGUCACAGUGGGUGUGUCCGCACAGGAUGGGGCCAGCACACUGCAGCGGGCGGCGGUCACCAGAGAGGACAGUGGGACCUACGUCUGCUGGGCCAAGAACAGAGUGGGCCGCGUGCAGGCGGUCAGCUUCGUCCAUGUGAAGGAGGCUCCUGUCCUGCAGGGGGAGGCUUUCUCCUACCUGGUGGAACCCGUGGGGGCCAGCAUCCAGCUAGACUGUGAGGCCCGUGGAGACCCAGCACCUGACAUCCGCUGGAUCAAAGAUGGCCUUUUGUUGCGGGGCAGCCGUCUCCGGCACCGGCUGCAGAAUGGCUUGCUGGCCAUCUGCAAGACCGAGAGGGAUGACGCGGGACAGUACCAGUGCCUGGCAGAGAACGAGAUGGGCACGGCAGAGAAGGUGGUGGUCCUAGUACUUCAGAAUGCCCCCGUGUUCCAGGUGGUGCCUCAGGACUCGACAGUGAGAUCCGGGGAUGACGUGGCCCUGAGGUGCCAGGCCACAGGGGAGCCGGCCCCCACCAUCGAGUGGCUACGGGCAGGCAGACCCUUGCGGGCCAGCCGGCGGCUCAGGACCCUGCCCGAUGGGAGCCUGUGGCUGGAGCACAUGGAAGCAGGGUACGCGGGCGCAUACGAGUGUGUGGCUCACAACCUCCCGGGCUCUGCCACAACCCAGGCGCUCCUGGCAGUGAGAGGUACAGCGCGUCCCUGCCCAGACCUCUGUGGACAGAGACAGGACCUGCUGCCGAUGGGGAUCAGGGUGCCAGCCCUGCCUUCACAGGCUCCUGGCAUUCUAGGACACCCACAGGUCUCCCAUGUGUCUGUGGUCCCACCUCCUCAUUCCACAGGGGAGCCCCAGGGGAGCCGGGGCAGCAUGGUCAGGGUGAUCAAUGGGCAGGAAUUUGGCGUGGCCUUGCUCAACACCAGCAUGCAGCUGGAGGCUCGCUCCAGGGUCAGCACCUUCCAGAGCAGCAUCAGCCACAUCCCAGCAACUGUGGGGCCUCUGCUGCGGGUGCUGGUGGUCACCAUCGCCCCCAUCUACUGGGCCCUGGCUAGAGAGCAUGGAGAGGUCCUGAACAGCCACUCCCUGAUGGGUGGCAGCUUCUGGAAGGAGUUCCACAUGGAGUUUGCUACGGGUGGGAUCCCCGACCUGGCGCCAGUGGCCACUCCAGGACUCCUGGACCUUCCCCACUGUUUUGAACACGAAUACCACGGCUGUCGGGCCGCAGCAGACCCUGGGGGUCCCACGUCUGCUGGCCCACAGCAGAUUCUGAAGGACUCAUAUAUCUGUCGGGUAACAGGGAGCCUCGGAGGCUCCCUGUUUGUUGCCCCACAGAGGACCCUGGUUGUGCCAAACCCCUGUGAUGACAGGCUUUGCCACAGCCACACUUCUUGGACAGCCGACUCUUCAGGGGACGCCCUGUUUACGCCUACCUUUGGGCCCUGCUCUGGCUGGUUCUGCACCCUUCUACCACUUUACCCCCACAACGCCCCUGACCAGCAGGAAGUAGCCAGAAAGAAUAACGACGCCCCUCCCCAUAAGAACAGAAAAGGAGAGCUGCUGGAGAUGACCCAGAUGGUGCGGGCCCUGGGCCCUGACAGCCUCCUGGUCCUCAGCACGGUGGUCAAUGGCAUCGUCCCCGAGAGCCUGGCGGAGGCGGGCCUCCACGUGCAGGUGGACCAGCCUGGGGGGUGCCAGCGGGCCGGGCGAGGAGGACCCCAGGACUUCCAGGAGCACUCUGUGCAGACAGGGCCUGGUCAGCUGUUUGUGGGUUCCACACAGCGCUUCCUCCAGGGUGGCAUCCCCAGGUCCCUAUGCUGCAACCACAGCAUCGAGUACGACGUGGCACGGGGCCCCCAGCCCCAGCUGGUGCAGAACCUGCAGGCCUGGGCUAUUAGCAUGGCCUUUCACCCCGAGGCUGAGGCCCUGCGCUUCCACGGCCCUGCAAGCUGUUGA